AUGAAAAUAAGAGUUAAUUUAUUUUCCUCCUCCUUCAUCUGCCUUUUCUUGCUGGCGCAACGUCCAGCAUGGGGUGCAGACGGCCCAGAUGGGUCCCCCAGUAUUUUUAAUGGCGAACAUAAUUUGCUAAACUCGUUGAAGAAAAAAAUGCAAAACUUAAAUGAAAUUAUGCGAGGUGACGCGUCGGAAAAUUCACAUGAAGAGGAGGAAUUGGAAACACACGAAGAAGAAAAUGUAGAAGUGCAGGGGAACGAGGGGGAGCAGCAGGAACAGCAGCAGCAGCAACAACAACAACAACAACAACAACAACAACAACAUCAGGAGCAGAAAGAAGAGGAGGAGCCGGUGGAGCAAGCAGUUGUUGAGCAAUCAGAACAUUCAGUUGAAAGUGCACCAGGACCUGAUACAGAAGCAGCAUCGCCAACUAUCAAUGUACCAGCAAAUGUAGCAAGGUCAGACGUGCAGCCUCCAGAAGCACAGGCACAAAGUGAACAAUUGGAAAGUGGACAAGACAGCGACCCACGUACAACACACGUUGACGCUGAGCAAACGGAGGGCCCAUCUGCAACAGAAGCAGUCCAGACCACGACAACAGGAGAACAAGCAGAUGACUUGAACGAUGUGAACAUUAUGUACUUGGAUAAGCUGUGUGAUGAGAUUAUAAGCACCUCGGGAAGUACCAACCAGAUGCACAUGCCGCCUUACCACAGCAAAUACAACACACUGAGGAAGAAGUACGAGCUGAGCAUGAACCCUGUGGAAUAUGAAAUUGUGAAGAAUCUAUUUAACGUCGGAUUCAGCACACAGGGGGAAUCUCCAGUUGCUACUUCCAUAAUUGAAGUUCUAAAAAAAGUAUUAGAUGACGAGAAAUUUCAAGACCAGUUUGAGAACCUGGUACACGGGCUGUAUGGAUUUGCCAAGAGGCACAACUACUUAAGUAAGGAACGCAUGAACAACACAGCAAACUACUCGGAUAUGCUAAAGAAUGCCUUUAGCUUGAUGAACACCAUUUGA
Molecule: messenger RNA, 1014 nt
Organism: Plasmodium fragile
Lineage: Eukaryota; Apicomplexa; Aconoidasida; Haemosporida; Plasmodiidae
Exons: 1
Coding region: 1-1014 (337 amino acids)
Source: RefSeq, a predicted model, not a curated record